AAAAAAAAAAAAAAAAAAAAAAAAACAUCAUAAGGCGUAAUGGGUCACCCGACUCCGGCUCUCCCGGUUCUUGCUGAAGACGACUCGAUGUUAUCGAGGAGAUUCGGCCGAGAGGUCGCAAACUAUUUCAGCGGUAGCCCAUUGAACAGGAUCUCGUUUCUCAGGACCGAUUACGGCUUUCUGCGCGCCGCCUUCGCUUACCCUAACGCUUCCUUUUUGCUGCUAGAUAACUUGUCGCCUUUGGCGAAAGACUACGCAAACCUGUCCUAUGUUACUAGGGACAAAGUAGUACCCCUGACCGGGGAGGAGCCUUUCAAAUCCUCGGAGGAGGAGCAGCUGAAAAGCUUCAACUCGGCUGUUACGCAGCCUGUUAUCCUGUUCCUCGGUAUCGACGAAAAGGACCCUGACUUCCAGUAUCGUGACUACAAGGGCAAGCCGUACUUUGCCGUCGAUGUCACGCCUAAGGGUACUAUCGAAGCUAAAGCUAAGAAUAUUAUUGAUAUCCUUAAGGCUAGCGGGGUCUCUUUCAUUGAUGGAAGAAGGCUUCUAUCUUUAAAUGCUCCAGACGCGGCGAUAUAUGCGGAAGCCCGUGCUUUGCUCGAUUGGAACAGCCGGAACCCGUUCUGCGGUGGCUGUGGACAGCGAACUACGUCCAUCAAUGCCGGUUGGAAGCGGGUCUGUCCAACGACAGAUCUAGCAGGCGUUCCUGAAGGCGGUGCACCAAAGGAGAGAGAAGACUGUCCCACUCGGCACGGCAUAAGCAAUCUCUGUUUCCCGCGGACAGAUCCCACCGUUAUUAUGGCCGUAGUCUCGGCUGACGGCACCAAAAUUCUUCUUGGUCGCAACAAGCGCUUCCCUCCCUACUGGUUCAGCACGCUCGCAGGGUUCCUCGAACCGGGGGAGUCUAUCGAGGAAGCGGUCCGCCGCGAGACUUGGGAGGAGAGCGGCGUGACGGUCGGACGCGUCGUGAUCCACAGCUCGCAGCCGUGGCCGUUCCCUGCCAGCCUAAUGAUCGGUGCGAUCGGCCAGGCCGUUCCGGGCGGCGAGACGAUCCAUCUCGGUCACGACGAAGAAUUGACCGACGCCAAGUGGUUCACUUUCGACGAAGUAAAAGAAGGCUUGACGUUCGGCACGAGUGGUUUAGGAGAACCUGCACCGCCUGGGUAUAGGGAGGGAGCUUUGAGAUUACCCCCGCAGACGGCUAUCGCCCACCAGCUGAUCCUAGCGGUUAUUAAGGGAUACCUGGAGGCGGUACCUAAGAUAUAAGGAUAUGAGUGAUAUUACAGGCGAUAGUACAGCCUUCUCUUCCUGUGCGGCAGGGGCAGUCUUGUUAUAGGGGAAGAGGUGUCGAUUUGGGUAAUUGGGUUCUCGUCACGACAGAUAAAGUGGCUUAGAGGUGAAUGAAGAAUUAGACAUAGAGCAUCUAAACUAGCAGCAGAGCGGAAAGGUUCUAGUUACAUGCGGUUGAAACUAAGCACGGGGAGUUAGCUGUCGAUUGAACCUAUAGCUCGAUAUACGUCGAUAUAGGUACAUAGUCUGAAAAAAAAAAAAAAAAAAAAA
Messenger RNA from Daldinia caldariorum, 1560 nucleotides. Its product is annotated as NUDIX hydrolase domain-like protein. Gene Ontology annotation, biological process: NAD+ catabolic process; NADP+ catabolic process. Gene Ontology annotation, molecular function: metal ion binding; NADH pyrophosphatase activity. The record is from RefSeq and is a predicted model, not a curated record. NCBI's taxonomy places the organism in Eukaryota, Fungi, Ascomycota, Sordariomycetes, Xylariales, Hypoxylaceae. The transcript has 2 exons. The coding region runs from base 40 to 1266 and encodes 408 amino acids. Gene Ontology annotation, cellular component: cytosol.